CAGCAAUACAAAUCGUUAUACCCACCAUAAAGCAUCCAGCACAUCAUGAAACUCACCCCAAUCCUCCUCACAGCCCUUCUCCCCGCCACUAUCCUCGCCGCCCCCGAAGCAGAACCCGACCCCGUUGCGGACCCCGAGCCCGAGAUCGAGGCCCGUCAGGCCACUACAGGCUCAGUCUCCUGCUCGAUCUUCGGAAAAAUCGUCAGCAAGAAGCUCCCCGCGCCCUGCGCGGUCAACGGGCCUACCUUCGCCAAGAACACCAGGGUCACCUUCACGUGUCAGAUUCUGACGGACGAAACCUGGAUAAGAAUUGGACCCUUCGGAAGCGGAAGCUCCUGGGUUCGCCGGACUGAUCCCGCUGUGCAGCCGUGCGCUGGCUUCGCAUCUGUGAAACUGCCCAAGUGUUAAGAUUGGCUACGGAAUGGUUGGAUUCAUGCAGGACUGGCGGGUUCGGCUGUGGGGUUCUUUUGCGUGGAUUCUUUCUCUUUUGCCGUUUGCUUCUGCUUCUUUC
Aspergillus japonicus CBS 114.51 is the source of this 511-nucleotide messenger RNA. RefSeq lists its product as uncharacterized. The record is from RefSeq and is a predicted model, not a curated record. The transcript has 3 exons. Bases 46 to 408 code for a protein of 120 amino acids. NCBI's taxonomy places the organism in Eukaryota, Fungi, Ascomycota, Eurotiomycetes, Eurotiales, Aspergillaceae.